CCGGGUUUCGCUCGUCAAAAUGAUUCUGCAGUUCCCUGAGAACUAGAGCAGUCGAUUGAAAACGGUGGGCGGGUACACACCAUGUACGGGGCGCCCCCCUUUGCGCGUCGACAUUGUCUCGCAGUUUUCACCAUCUGUGUAUCACGUUCUGCCCAAUUCACACUGCGUCAAGAACGAAGGCUACGCCCACGCAAAAAUGUUGCUUGACGCUUUUUGUUGGCAGAACGAGACUCCCUGUCGAAGUUACUAGGUGUGCGGCCAAUCAGUUUGUAUGACACUCCGGAGCUGCGCUCUGCGAACACGGUCCAGCGCGCUGUACAUCCUACUAAUGUUCUGUGACCUGGAUUUACAGUUUUUAUCCUCCUCGUUAGCUCUGCUCAUCUUUUUCUUGCAGAAUCUGAAUGUCUGCGAGCAAGUGGUCGCGCACCUCCCAUGUUGAGCAGCCGACAUGUCUGAAGUGUUCAUCGUUCAAACCCCCCUCUGGUCUUUCAUGCUGUAGUCCCCGCCAAGCAGGCAGCAAUUAACUCCCCUUUGGACGAAGACAGAAAAGAGCUGUGUACUGGUGGGUUUGCUGAUUGUCGGCAUUAAUUAUUGCGGGGACUCAUUUCUGUUUUUCAGUGCUGCAGGGUAACACCGCGCGGGAACUUGAAUGCCUCUCAAACCUGGUGAUGCCCGCACACGCUGUUCGCCAGCACUUGUACCUCCUUUAGUGCCCCCCUUGGGUUUUCUCUCAUUUCCGGUCUCCGCGGCUCUGCCAACUUCACUUGCCAUCGCCCUGCACAUGCCGUGCUUUUGGUAAAGAACCACGCGUGUUUGGUUGUCUGCUGACGCGGAUAAGGAACUCACUUUCGGGUCUUGUCUCUCUUACGGCUUCUGUCGGCAGCAGGUCCGUAUCUUACGCCACUCUACUUUUGGGCACAGGCUGUGUAUUUCUGUGUCCCCUUGGUUUCCGAUACCAAGUUUAGUUUUGGCGCGUUUCUGAUUACGGACGCCGAACCGUGUCCUGGCGAGUGUUUCCCCAAGUCAGCGUUUUUUUACACGCCCUUGCCUCCAUACCCUCAGCCUCUGUUCGUCCGUCGACUCCUGCCCUCCACUAAGAUUCGUGGGUGCACCCUUCAGGAAACCGUGUCAGUUGCUUCCCGACAACCGAGACGGGGGGCAGAAACCGACAGGGAGGCGGUCCUCGGACCUGCCUUUGGUCGCCGUGGGCUUGAGCGGUCGUGAGUAACUUGCCAGUUUGCCUGGCUCUGCUAAACGACCAGGGUGGUGAGUCUUCUCUUGUCGACACUGAGACACGUCGCCGUGUUUCCGCGUGUGACAGAGACCGCUAGCAGCACCGCGGGGUCUCCGCCGGUGACCGUCCGUCUCGGCCACUCGUCAGCGUCUCUCUGUGUCGCGAGGGUGUGUUGCUUGUUUCGCUCUUGGGGACUAUGCCGUUGCGUACUACGGUGUCUCCAUCGAGUGCAGAGACAGUUCAACGUGUGGACGGGGAUGAACUGGAGAUUACCCUGCAGAACGAGGUGGACGACGAGGCGUCUGCGAACAUGGCAAGCGCGCGCUCAGCACUCAGUCGGGCCGAACCGGGAUCGGGGAGCUGUGGCUCGCCCUACGCAGCAGACGCGGCUGAGAGGCAGUCACGAGCGUCUCUGUCAAUCGGCGACGACUCCACCAGGAAGGAAGGACUGACACAGGUGGGGGUAGGACCGGAAGAAAAGGGGAUGCAAGAGGCGACGGCGCCGCUGCAGCCUUGGGGUCGCGGACUCUCUGAGUCGCGUCCCCCGAUGAACCGCGAUGGCAUCGCUACUAUCUCCGCAACUGUCGCCUCUCUCUCGGUUUCUCCGGAAGAUGGCACAUUCUCAACCGGUCCUCGAAACGUUGCAGGCGAACGGGCCAACACGUCGAGCUACCUGACCGCUAGUGACGUAGGUGGAUGUCUCCUUUCGCAGGGCCUGAAAGACAAGCACGAGGGAACGAGCUCCGUAGCUGCACUGACUUUGGUAGAUGGUGGUGCUGCGUCUCUGCGGAGCGUUCGCGCAGCUGCCAAGAGUCUCGUCCGCUGCUCAGGCAGACAGCUCGCUUCCUCCUCGAGGACGCCAGCAGGUACCAAGGCAGAAGGGGUGUCGUGGCCGAGUGCGCCUCCAGGCCAUGCGGGCGAGUUGGCUGAGAACGCAGGACCUACCCAAGAUGUUCCAGGCCCCCUUGAUUACGCCGCGGGUGUUGGGGAGCCCUGUGAGCUGAGCACCCGUGGAGACGAAUCAAGUGAAGCCUCCGCGCCAUCCUGCUUUGGUGUGCUCUGCGCCGAGGGCGCUUCCGAGACGGGUGCGCUACGCGAGAAGAAUGCGAAGAUGAAAGACAGGCGAGUGAACGUGCCCCCGACUGACAAGGCCUCCCCGCAGAGCAGUCUGGUUAAAAAACGGACCAAGGCGUCCGGCGCUGUCUCGGUCUGUUCAGGGAGGUCGCCAUGUCUCGCGUCGCUCUCCCGGGGGAACGACGCAACGAAGAAGCGGCAAGGGACAACCAGUCCCCUGCCGGUCCGGCGGGUUGCGUGCAAACGGCCGUCGGUUCCCAAGUGCCGGAAAGGCGCAUCUGCUGCGGGACGCCGCGGAAGAGAAGAAGAUGACUGCGACCGCCAGUUUUUGCGCGGGCAAGUGAAGAGAGCCAGACGUAACAUGGGGGACGGUCAGGCCUCGGCAGCUCUGUCGUCUCAUCACCCCACGCUGUCGCCCUUUCAGCGGUCGCGAGCUCACAACAGUCCUUACCAUUGGCUACCUCUUCCGCACUCGUCCGGGAGCGCUGUGGCGGGCCGCGGGAGCCUGGGGGGGCACUGCGGGUGUGGAGGAGUGUCGGGGGGCGCGACCGGCGGGCGGAGUGGCGGACUGAGUGAGAGAGUGAGGCGACUGGUGGAGCAAACGAUGUCGGAGAAGCAUCGAGUCGUUUGGAUCGACAGGGGGGAGGCCAAGGGAUUUCUGCCCCUGCCCGGCAUGCAAGAGGAACGCGUCUACCUUGUCUGGACGGAGAAAGGAAUCGACAUUCUCGUCGACGUCCAGGCUUAUAUUCCGUGGACGCACUGUCCCGUUCUGAUGCAGACCAAGUACCGCCGGAAUCAAAUUCCGUUCCUUAUUCUCUCGUCAACCUCCCUGGCUCUCCUUUUCUCUCAUGUUUGUCGGCGAAACGCGACGGCAGUGUUUCGUCUGCCACUCGCGCGGACUCCCCAGGCGUACCGUAAGCAUGUGCUGAAUCUUCUGAGGACAGGCGAGGCUGAGAAGCGGUCGGUUCAGUGUUCCAAAAGCCAAAGGCGGCGGUCGCCGUGUUCCUCACCAUCUCCGAAUGCACGGACCAAGACGGCUUUCCCACAAGGAGACAAGUCACCGCAGCUAGCAGACGCUGCAUCGGCAAGCGUUGGCGACUCUUCAGACGCCCCGGGCAACAGCCCUUCUGCUUCUCGUUCUGCGUCUUCUCCUCCUCCCCACUCGUCAACGGCUUCAGAAGAGCAGGCAACCCACUCAACAUCCUCGUCCGUUUCUGCUGCUUGUGUGUCGCUACCGGACGAAGGUCGCGACGCGAAGGUGACCGGCGACCAGAAUCGGCCUGUGUCUCUGCCUUCCUCGCUGACUGCCGCUUCCUCGCUCGCUUCUUCUGUUGGCUCCUCUUCUCCCAGUCAAGCAGAGAGCCCGCCGCUGGAGAACGCGCUCUGCACCAGUGUGAACGAAAAUAACGAAAAGUCGGCGAGCGUAGAAGUUGUGGCCGAAGGCUCGGCUGACCAGAAGGGGCAGGACCAGCAGACGAAAGGCGAGAAGGACGCCGAACGGAGGGACUCCAACGCUGUGUGUGUUGGUGGCAUCUGUGCUGCACCGCGAGAAAGAGCUGCGGCAGGCACCGUGGAAUCCAGCGUGACCCAAACACUACGGGAUGAAACAAUCUCACCUGUCAUGCGAGAAACAGAGCAGGCGCACGGUUUGGCUGCCACCGAAGCAGAGACAAAACAGGAAGCGGGAACAGGGAACGGGGAGCAUGCGACCUCUGCGAACAUCCGUAGCAACGACCACGAACAAGGAACCACAGAAUCCCCAGCAAUCCCUCAUUCCUCGCCUUGUGGCGGGGACCAGCCUGCGUCUCAUUCUGCGACCGCUUGGUCUAGUGGGUCUCCGUCGCCUGGCGAUCGCGGGUAUUUGCACGGCUCUCCAGGAGCCUCAAAGGACGGCUCGAUGAGCAGCAUUGAUGCUGAUGCAGCAUCGCCUUCACUUCAGGAUAGAGGCGAAGAAGAGGCGGAAGAUGCUCUCGACGAAGACUUGUUUUGGGCCAACGGCGGGAAGAAAGGGUGCCCACUAACCGCCGUUGAUAUGCGCGACUUCUACUGCUGCUCUCAAGGCAAAGUGAUCGGUGAGGAUUACAUUUACUUUCGGCAGUAUCUGCCCGAUGACGAGGGCGCCGACAUUUACGAUUUAAAUGUAUCGGUGCGCAAGCGACCUAAGAAGUUGUUGCUCAAGAAGUCGCGAGCGUUCGCGAACGGCGGCUACAGCGCAGGGGCCAGCGCGUUAAGACGAGAGGACAGAGACAGCUCCCCGCCUUCGUUUCUCACCAAGCGGUCGUCCUUUGCCGCUUCCUCGUCUCUCGCGUCCGACAACUUCGCCGGGACUGGCUCUGGCAGUGGAGAUGUCUCUGUCCACGACUCGGUCCAUGGAGAAAACGGGCCUUUCGGUGUAGGCAAGGCACAUGCCGCUGGGGACGGUGAGGGAGGCGAAAUCGAGUUGGAGGCGCCUGGGGUAGUAGAAGACGUGAACAAAGACCAGGGGGCUUGCGGAGGCGCAGGUGGGCGCGGCCAGGCUAACAAGCAUCACCCCGCCCACCUGCUGCGACUCCUGAUGGCGCCGAACAAAGGCCGCUCCGAAGCAGACGAAGCCGGAACGAAGGAGGCACAGAAGGCGGAUGGCAAUGGUCGGGGAGGUGCAUCAGGGUGUAAAAACUGGACCUACGUCGACGACUACGAAGACGACGGCAUGGACCCAGCCCUCGACCUCCCUUACUCUUUCACCUCCGAAGUUCGGGUGCUCCUGGGUCUCGCGCCGAGCCCGACGCCUCACAGAUGCAACAUGUCUUUGGCGAGUCACCGCGUAUCGGGAGCUGUCCAGCGCCGGUUUCGAAUUUAUCAAUGCUCCCCCGACGGCGAGCGUCGGGAGGAGGAGGUCGACCCUUUCGAGUCCGCGCUGCCGUCAUUGCAGGGUGCGGCAUCUGACGACGAAGAUGAAGAGAAGGAAGAGACAAGCGAGGAGCGGGCGGACGACGAGAAGGAGAACGAGAAGACGGAGAACAAGCACUGGAAGGACCGAGGGACGUGCAGCGUGAAGGGGGGGGAGCAGGGGGAGAAGGCGAGGGACGAGACGCCAGUCAAGAGUGAGAGAGGUUCGAGGUCUCCGACGCUGCCAGAAGACCGGAAGGAAACGGGUGACGGGAGCCUGAAGAGAGAGAAAGGCGACGCAUCCGGUAACGUCGCUUCUCUAACCGAGAAUGCACUGGACGAGAAGCCACCUCCGGCUUCCGUUUCCCUCCCUGCGGGUCGUGCAGAAGAACGCAUACCGAGCCUGGAGGAUGGUGGGAAGAAAGGCACAGAAGAGAGGGGCAAAAAGGAAUCGUGUGUUGGAGAGACGGACGACGCGACCGAAAAGACAAGACAUAGCAAAGACCACGACGGUGGGGAGGCGACCGCUGUCGCGGAGAAGAAGGAACAGGGACUGGAGGAGCAGGACGGCAACGAAGAGGAGAGUGGCGGGCAGAGCCGCUCCAAGGCUUCCUCAGAGCACGACGAUUCAGAAGUCAACAGCGACGAUGACGGCCCAAAAGGAAAGGCGCGAAAUAAGUCACCGUCCUUUGCACUUUCUUCCCACGACCUCCCUAACGGAAGCUUAGCUGAAGUCGACUAUCCAACCGAGUUCAGUCAGUUCCGGGAGUCUGACCGAAUCCGCAUUUACGACAAGACGUUUCUUUCGCGAGCGCUACAGCUGAUUGUCGAUGUCGCCAUCGUUUCCAGAGGCGCGGACCUGUCCGCUGUGAACGUCGCCCAGUACGCGCCGAACCUCUUUUGGAACAUCAUCCGGUUCAGUCGAGGCAACAAGGACAUCGACGAAGUCGUGCGGACGAUCGCUCCCUCCGUGACCUCGCUGCGGAGCGCCCGAGGACGGCGAAAGAGAGGCGAAAUGGAAAACUCGUCUUUUCUUUCUUUAGCUGCAGGGAGGUUCAGCGCCUCGCGACGAACUGGGGAGUUUCUGCGGGACGCGCAGGCUCCCUCUCGGUGGCUGAAGAGGAGCAAAACGGGGCAGGACGACGGUGCCUUCUGUCUGGAGACAUGGCUGGCAGGCGCCGGGGACGACGCAGCAGGCGGCGAGCGCGGACGAGACCGAGAAGGCGCAGCCGACAAGGCGAAACAAAGGGAAGAGAGGCGCCAAAAGGAACUCGAGGAACGGUUCGAGGAAAUGAAGGUCGAGUUCGAAGAGAAGGCACAACGGAUGAUCGCGCGUCGAGCCGCCCUAACAGGCGAAAUUUACAGCGACGGGAAAGGGUCAAAGAAGCCGCGUGUGCCGUCGUUGCCAGAGAAUGAUGACGACGCGCUCAUCGAGAUCAUUAUCGAUCCAGAACAAGGCAUCCUCAAGUGGCCUCUAUCCGUGAUGAGCAUCCGGCAGCGGACCGUGAUCUACCAGGAGUGUCUCCGACGCGAUUUGACGGCUUGUAUUCACCUCACCAAAGUCCCUGGGAAAGGUCGCGCUGUCUUUGCGGCAGACACUAUUCUCAAAGACGACUUUGUUGUCGAGUAUAAAGGCGAACUGUGUUCCGAGCGAGAGGCCCGCGAGCGAGAGCAGAGGUACAACCGGUCCAAAGUUCCGAUGGGGAGCUUCAUGUUCUACUUCAAAAACGGGUCUCGGAUGAUGGCCAUCGACGCAACCGACGAGAAACAAGACUUUGGACCCGCUCGCCUUAUCAACCACUCUCGACGAAAUCCAAAUAUGACCCCCCGCGCAAUCACAUUGGGAGACUUUAACAGCGAGCCUCGAUUGAUUUUCGUCGCUCGAAGGAACAUCGAAAAAGGCGAGGAGCUGCUGGUGGACUACGGCGAGCGUGAUCCGGACGUUAUCAAAGAGCAUCCAUGGCUGAACAGCUGAGGCUCGCGUUUUCGUGGUUUUAUUUUUCGAUAUCCCUAUGCAUGUGUGCGCUUGCUCUUUAUGCGGUAAGCCGCAGGGAUGAGUGACCCGGUGGUGUGUCAAAUCACAGACGCAAAGCGCUACUGACAUCUGCGGGCGUUACGUAGAUGGCAGUUGUCUCGCUUGACCAUAGGCCGACAUCAGUAUCUACCUUACAUAUUUACAUAUGUGUACCUGCGGACGAUCAUUUCUUCGCCAGGCGCUCUCGAGUCUGAGUUACACGUGAGGGAGUGUCACUCUGUGUCCAGAGAUGCUGAAGGGGAAGACUUAGCAGCCUUUCAGGGCUUCGAUUUCUGCUGGGGAUGCGUUGUUUUUCAGACUCGCUCCUGUCAAUUGUCCAAUGCCUUUGUCAACCGUUUUCCUUGCAAGUGUUUUUUCAGAUUGCCUAAUCUGUCCCUAAGUGGCUGUGCUCUUUGAUCAAGAAAAGCGGAGGAAGAACGCCUGGUGCAUGAUGCUGCGGGAACUAGCAAAUAAUUUCUGCUCGAAUGCAUCUACAUGCGUGUGUGGGACUUUUUUACGGGCGCGGGAAAGAACCGUGCCCAGAAAAGGGAGACACGACGGUUCUUUCCGACGUCUUGUGUGUGCCGUCUUCACUCCCGUUGUUUUCUCUGUGCAGUUCAAGUGUCUUUUUUCGAGCUGCAGCCUUAGCACUUGCACCCUUGAAUUACGCUUAGCAACUAUGUAUUCGCUUCAAAAACGACGCGUAUAUACAGUGCUGUAUUGCGGUAUUUGCGUUUGCAAUCACACACAGAGUCCACUGUACGAUGAUUCGUAGGCAUGUGCAUGCGUAUGCAUCAUGUGUUUCGCGUGUGACAAAAGCAAUUGUUCACCUGUCAUGGUGCAACGAAGUUCAUCAUGUCUCUUUUGCUUCUUCCAAAUAUCUACCUGCAGUAAAAGACCACGAAUUCAUAUCUCGCGUCUCCAUAAAGAGCCCCUCAGCCUUACUUAGACACGACACAACUAGCCACGGAGGUCGCACAACUACAUGCAACAACAAGCUUGCCCUCCCAUUUUCCUUCUAAUCAGAUUUCUGAUUCUCUUAUACAGCUGAUGUACUUAUAUAUGCUCCGGCGAGUCCAAUUCCGUAUCGCGAAAACACCCUUUGAAGACUUCAUCCCCGUUUCCCGGUUGCACGGAAACGCAGAGUGCAUGGACU
Molecule: messenger RNA, 8346 nt
Organism: Toxoplasma gondii ME49
Lineage: Eukaryota; Apicomplexa; Conoidasida; Eucoccidiorida; Sarcocystidae
Gene: SET8
Product: histone lysine methyltransferase SET8
Exons: 10
Coding region: 1431-7151 (1906 amino acids)
Molecular function (GO): protein binding
Source: RefSeq, a predicted model, not a curated record